This is a messenger RNA of Klebsormidium nitens, 6841 nucleotides long. NCBI's taxonomy places the organism in Eukaryota, Viridiplantae, Streptophyta, Klebsormidiophyceae, Klebsormidiales, Klebsormidiaceae. The record is from the annotation of a GenBank genome assembly.
CUGAACGUCGCUGGGAAAAGCAGUUCGAAGAGCGUGCUUCAAUGCAGGUCUAAGUAGAUGCCCUACAAAAAACCACUGGUUUCAAGGAGGUCAAGGAGAGAAGCGGCCCCUUGAGAAGACUUUAAGAGUGCAACGAUGCCCAGUAAGAGAAGUGCUGGCGCUUUCCGCCCAUUCGCCGAGCAAGACGCCGCCUGCAUCCGUCACAAAUGGGAAGCCACGUUUCCCUCGCUGAUUGAUCUCCUGAACUCCCGUCAAAACCAACCCCCGGUUAGGAGCAUAACCCUCUCGAAACUGUCGGUCAGACCUGUGAGGGUGCAACGAGAUGUGUUCGAGAGGGGGGGCCAGCCAAAAGACUACGACAUCAACUUUGACGUAGAGUUCGAGGACAAGUCGGUGGUAAACGACCUCCGAAGCGCGGCGGACCUCGUAAGAGGGGUCGGCCGAAAGUGGGGUUUAGGAGAGGGUUUGGAGGCGGUUAUCUUCCCGAGCGCGCAGUGGAUAUCGGCGAAAGCGGUAACCCGUCACGUGGUGUUCAUUGCCAAGGAAAGGCGGGCUGCUUUGGCUCGCGGGGCGUCAGGUCAGAGGGGAGAGAUGACGUCAGCAAGCGCGGGCGGAGAGUUGGGGUCUGGUGCAGGUCCUUCUUGUGAGAACAGCCAAAGGGGACAAAGGAAGAGGGGCAGAGGGGAAGCUGCAGAAGAAGGGGGCAUGGAAAAGGAAGGGAGGAAAGACGUCGCGGCGACCACGAAGGUGAGAAGCAAGCGGGGGCGGAGGAGAGAAACACUGGAAGUGGGCGCCCACGAAACGAGGGGCGCAGGGGUGUCUGGCGGGGUGGAGAAGACGGGAGGGGCCCGAGAGGUGGGCGAGAAAAAGAGCACAGAAAAGCGGAGGAAAAUGAACGUCACCCCCGAGGUUGAAGUGCCAACUGGAGGAACACUUGGAGACGGAGGAAGGAGAGGCACUGGAGUACUUCCAAGUGAGCUAGCGGCAUCAGGGGUGGGAGUAUUAACUCGGGGUUCCCAAAGGGGGAGCGCACCAGCAGAGAAGCUGAAGAGACUGACCGCCAUCUUGGACAUUAGGAGAAGGACUAGACGGCCGGACCCAACGGAGGCAGAUGCGGAGGAUCCAAACGAGCCUCCCACUGUAGAGGAAGCCUCCUUCCGUUUAGAGCCGGACAGAUGGGUGCCCACUUCGGGAUUCGACAAAGAUGGUGUUGGCCCCGUCCCAGUUCUUCAAAGCAAAACGUUCCUGCCUGGUGACGUCACACCAGCUGCGGCGGAGGGGGGUGCUGACGUCAGCGCUGCACCCAUGUUCCAAGGGGGCGGAAGUGGGGUCACGGGGAUGCGAGAUGCUGAUGGCGGAGACCAAGGCAGGGAGGCGGUGCAGCAAGAUGACGUCAGCAAGAGCGCCAAGGGAGUAGCCAACAUGGGCAGAAGUGGUGGCGGCGCGACACCGUCAACCGAAGCUGGGGGAAUGGGGGAAGCGGACAGUGGUGGUGCCUCGGGGGGUGAUUCGGCCUGCCCAAUUUUUGACCGGUUUCGGAAGCCGGGGGCGAAGAAGAAAGGUCUCUUCAAGAGGACGAAGAGCCGCCUUAAAGAAACGGAGGGCCCCCAGAAGAGCUCGCAGCGGUCUGAGGAGAACCUGAACAAGACAGCAACGACGGAAGUGGGGCCGGUGAGCGGGGGCGUGUUCACCUCAGGUGGAAUCGGUGAGCGGGGCACUGGUGAAAAUGUGUCCGUGGAGCAGGGUGGAGUUUUCACGGGAGGAAGUGGGGCCCCCUUAACCCCGAGCAAAAAUGGAAAGGGUGGCGGGAGUGUGAACGCGUUUUCGGUGCAGGGUACCCGUCCCGAGGUGGCGAGCGGACAGGGAGGCCUUUGGGGGCGGGGCAAGAGAAAGCGAAAGCCACUUUUUGACGUAGACGCGUUCUGCUGGCCGGCUCGCAAGAAACCCAGGCCUGCGCCAGCUGUUAACCUGAACGAAGGGCUGGCGUCCGAACCCGCUCCUACCAAGUCCGAACCCUUUCCUGACGCGUCCACCGAACCUGCCCCUGGUGCAUCCGAACCCGCGUCCACAGCGCCGGCAGCAGCACCUGGGGCGUCCGCACCCACUCGUGAUGCCUCCGAAGCUGCACCAGUGGGGUCUGCUCCCUCCCCUGAUACGUUCAUCCAAGCGCCUGGUGCGUCCGAAUUGGCGCCCGGUGCAUCAGUCCCAGCAAUUGAUGCGUCCGAAGCGGCACCCAGUGCGUCCGAACCCGCUCCUGGUUCUUCCGAACCUGGGCCUACUGCAACCGAACCUGUGCCCACUUCGCCCGGACCUGCUUCCGAUGGGUCCGGGCCUUCGCCUGACGUUCUGGAACACGCGCUCGAGGCGUCCGGUACUGAUCCGGGCGCGUCCGAAUCGGCGCUUGAGGCGUCCAUACUGCUGGGCGAAACCGCUGGGAACGCAGAGUGCGGACAGCAGCUUUUUCCGGGGGAGCGCGAGUUAGGGAGCCUCAACCUCCCGCGAAAUGAGAACCCUCCGCAAACGUGCGUGGCUGGUGGCGGGGACGUUCCGGUCGGUGUGCCUGGAGGUUCUAAGGCGGAAAAACAAUCUGCCAGGCGGGUGAUUGACCGAGCGCUGGAGGGGGGGGGAUGCGGCGCCUCUGUGAAAUGGGCGAUGUCGUUGGAAGUCCCGAGAAGCGGAGAGCCCGCUAAAGCGUCCCCCGGAAAGCGGCAGCGCCGAAAGGAGUGCGUGCCGAAAGAGCGGGGCCCGUUAAGCGGCGUUCCUGCGUGGGACGAGAAAAGCAGCGGUGGCACAGGGACGUUGGCGGACGCUCAAGUCAAUAGAAGGAACGGAACAAGGGCGGGCGGAGCGGGCGAGGAGCGGAGGCGUUCGGAGAGGAAGACACGAGCAGGCGCAAAAGCCCCGCUUGCUCCCCAGACUCCAGCCCCCAAGAAGUCAACAGCGUGGCCGAAAAACUUAGUUGUUCUCGACGGGUCUGACGACGAAGCGACGCCGUCUCCAACUCGAACGCUCUGCGCUUCCGCCAACGAGCCCACCAUUCCGUUCUCUUUGCCGGGGAGUGCGGUUGGGUCUCCGAAGACUUGUGAACGCUCAACCCAGAUUGAGCAGCCGAAGGGGGAACUGCGCCAGAAUCAGCAUCGAGAAGGUGAAGGUUCGCAGGCGGGGCUUGAUACUGCGGAGUCGCUAGCUGAAGACGGCACCGUUCAGGACACAACGGCGACCAACUUGGCUGCUGCGGCCGGACUCUGGUCGCCGGCCAAGACCCCGGAGCCGUCCGAACGGACGCAACCAACGCCGCUGCGGACGCCCGAACCGUCUGAGGAGCGCCGGGGUUCGUGGGGGCCGUCGCCGAGCGCUGCAGAAAACGGACACGUGGAGGACUGGUACGUGGCAAAAGGAGACGUGGCGGAAACGGGUCUGGCAGAAGAGCCUUCGAGGCAGGGACGGAGUGGCGUACGAGCCCAGGCGUCGGCUGGAAGUGAGGAGAUUGGGGGACGGGUCGCGGGUGGGCUAGACGGGCUGGUUGAGGAUGGAAAUACUGCCCGGGGGGAUCACCCGGGCGACAGCAAGGGGCUGGCCACGGAGCCAGGUACUGCAGCAAAAAGUCGUUCGAUCCUGUUUGAAGGGGCAGCCAGGGGUGUCGAGGCUGGAUGGCAGCAACCGGGGAUGGAUGGUGAGACGACGGGACACACGGGUAAGCCCGGGGAAGGCGUACCGGGCAGUCAACCGGAAGGAAAGGGAAGUCAGGGGGGAGAUGGGUCGGUGAGCGAGGCUUUGGGGGGAGAAAGUGACCACACGUCUGCCGGCCCUUCCGUACCGCUGGCAGGGGGUUCGCAAACCGAUGCUCCGGAAAGUCCGCUGACGGACACAGCGCUGCCGUUCGGAGAUCAAGAACUAGAACCGGAAGAAAAAAGGACGGUUGCUUAUGCGGGAGCGACCGAAACUACGGAAGCGCCCCAGGCAAUUCUUCCCGGGGUGGAACAGACAGAUCCCAGAAGCGGCGGGGAAGGGGAAGAGACCGAAGGCGACGCCACAGAAGAGGAACACGUGGCAGCAGAUUCAAAUGGGGUGGAGAGUGCGGGCGUCGGGGACUGGCUCCCAGAGGUGGGCGACCUGGGAGGCGAGGCGCCGCUGGAUGUUGGAGAAGGUGGUCCAGGUACGGACGGGGUGAUGGCGGAGGACGGGAGCCCGUCUGAAGAAGCUCUCAGGUCCGUCAAAGCACCGGCCGCCGAGCUCAGCGACCGCCCGGAACCGGGACGCUCUGCGCCCCUGUCCGAAUCCCCGUCCGAAAGACCCCCGGAACACAUCGGACACCCCGUUCCGCCAGCGUCUCUUUCGGAGAGGCUCGCGCCAAGCUGCGCCGACAAGCAGCCAGAGACUGGGGCAGCCAAACCGUCCGUUGGGCUGUCCGAAUUAGUAAGGUCCGAAAACGCUGGCAGGUUCGGACUGUCCAAAACGCCAGCAGACCUGUCCGGAUCCCGAAGUCCGCAGUCGGAGAUCCCGAACAGGUCGUCUGGGCUGCCCGGAAGUGAGUUAGUUUCCGGUGAGAAAGGAGAAGAUCAGAGGGGCAGAUCGGAACCGGUGCCGGCAGGCGGCGAACUACAAAGGGAGAUAAUUCUGGAGGCGUCGACUUUGCUGCAGCAAGGGAUACAAAAGGCGAGGAAAGUGCGCGAAGCAAUGGAGCUAAGGAUUGGUGCGCUCAGUCGGGAACUGGAGGGCAAGACGAAAGAGGUUACGGGAUACAAAGAAAGAGAAGCGGAGUGGAAGAGACGGGAGGAAACUUUGAGAAUGGAGUUAAAAGUUUCGAUGCAGGAAGUCGAACGGGGAAAGAGCGUGCUGGCCGAUUUCGGGAAGAGGACUGCAGCGGAAAAAGCGGAGUUAGAAAGCAGUGUCAGAGAUUUAAGGGGCCAAGUGGAGGAGAAAGAAAAGCAAGUGGGCUGUCUGGAAGAGGCGCUUAGAAAGCAAAGGGAACGAGCAGCGGAACUGGAGACGCAACUAGAGGCGGUGAGGCAAACGGCAGAAGCGAGGGGAAAGCUGGAGGCCGAGCUGACGUCAGCGAGGGCGGAUGCCGCGUCAGCAAGAGAGGAGUUGAUGUCAGUCAGGGAGGCGCUGAGAAGAGCGACGGAACGAGCGGCAGCGGACUCGGAGGCGCAGCGACUAGAGGCGACCAGAGCGACGGCCGAAGCGUGUGAAGCGAUGCGGAAGCUGGAGACGGAGCUGACGUCAGCGAGGGCGGAUGCCGCGUCAGCAAGAGAGGAGGUGAGGUCAGUCAGCGAGGCGCUGAGAAGGGCGACGGAACGAGCGGCAGGGGACUCGGCAGCGCAGCAAAUAGAGGCGGCUAGAGCGACGGCCGACGUCUGUGAGGCGAUGCGGAAGCUGGAGACGGAGCUGACGUCAGCGAGAGCGGAGUCGGGGUCAGCAAGGGCGGAGGUGACGUCACUCAAGGAGGCGCUGGAAAAAGAAGCAGAACGAGUGGCAGAGGCGGAGGCGCAACAACGAGAGGUGGUGAGGGAAAUGGCCGAAGCGCGCGAGGCGAUGCCGACGCUGGAACUGGAGCUAGCGUUAGCAAGAGCGGAGGUUGCGUCAGCAAGGGCAGAGGUGACGUCACUCAGGGCGCUGGUCGAGGAGGAAACGGAGGACUUAGCAAACAGUCAGAGCAAGGCGACGCAACUAGAGCAGGAACGGAACGCCGCCCUAGAGCGGGCAGCGGAACUAGAGCGAGAGGUGAAAACCGCCCUACAGUUAACAGAGGAAGUGGAAGCGGAGCGGGACGAAGCCGUACAGCAGAACGAGCAACUAGAGAAGAGAUGGAACGACGCCCUGCCGCGCAGAGCACAGGUCGCUAGGGAGGCGAGAACUUUGCUGGAGGAAGAAGCACGUGCCAAGAAGGAAGCGGGGUCGGUAUACGGUAUAAUGGAGCAGAUUGAGGAAGGGCUCAGAGGGGAGCUCGAUAAAAAGUUCUCUCUUUUGAGCGACCUCCGCUGUGGUGCUAGCCGUGUAGUGGUCGCCCUGGAGGGAGGACUGGGUCAAGUGGUGCUCGCCGGAGCAGGGAAGCCUGGACUCGGGGAUGCGGUGAGGCUUUCACGUGGCACCGGUGCUGACGUGGCGGCCGCGGCUGACGUCAUCGAGGACGGGGGCCAAGCGCUGGGAGGGCGCGUGGUAACCAAGGGAACGGUGAGUAGGGAAACUUCUGAGGGGGGCCUGCCAUGUGGCGGUUCGACAGCCGACGCGUGCGUCGGGACGGAUCUCGCGGUCUGGGAAGGCCACGUGGCUGCUGCUGACGUCAUCAGGAGGGAACGUAACGUCUCCCGCAAAGAGAAAGAAGAGCUCGAAUUGGAAUUGAGGUUGCUGGAAUUGCUGAGGGGCCUGGAGAGCGAGCGGGAGAGUGCUCGACGGGAGAUUGCCGAAGAGAAGGAGGGUCUUAGGCGGAAGUCAGAAGAGGAGGUCGACCGCAUUGCGGAGCUGCAGAAGAUUGCCGAGAGCAAGUACCGCGCUCAGCGCAACAAGAAAUUGUAAAAUACCUAGUUUUAGUGGAUAUGCUUUGCUACUAUCCGGCACGAAACACUCGUGAUUUUGGCCAAAAGAAUUGGAACUGUGCAUGUACAGAGUCGCCUUGUGUUUGUUCGAAAGAAGGCUUGUGGCUUGCAGUGUAUAAGACCGUCAAACAUAGUGACAGCGGGAAUGGUGUCCCCUUCAGAGUCAAUUGCGUAACCACCACGCUCUAAACAGCCCAGGCUUAAAUAGUAGCUUAGUUUGAGCAACAUUCCUUUAAGCCAAGUAUACUGUACCAUAAGUAUACGGAUGCUCAGAAAGAUUCACACAUAGUGCGGAUCAUUGAUGC